This is a messenger RNA of Calypte anna (Anna's hummingbird), 4844 nucleotides long. It is a transcript of the gene TACC1, whose product is annotated as transforming acidic coiled-coil containing protein 1. Gene Ontology annotation, biological process: mitotic spindle organization; cerebral cortex development; cell population proliferation. The record is from RefSeq and is a predicted model, not a curated record. Gene Ontology annotation, cellular component: cytoplasm. NCBI's taxonomy places the organism in Eukaryota, Metazoa, Chordata, Aves, Apodiformes, Trochilidae.
GGCUGGAGCGGGCCGAUGGCGUUCAGCGCCUGGCAGAUCCUCUCGCCGGUGCAGUGGGCCCGGUGGACCUGGUCUGCGGUGCGGGGCGGCGGCAGCCCCGAGGGGGAGGACGGCGGGGCGGCGGCGGAGGACUCGCUGGCGGAGGGCACGGCCCUCGGCUUCAGCUCGGACUCGGAAGGUAAUUUUGAGACCCCUGAAGCAGAAACGCCGACCUGCUCGCCACUAAAGGAGUUCUGUGAGCCACCACCGGGACCACUGGAACCCGAGGCCAGGAGCCAAGGGCAAAGUGGCCAUGGUGACCUGCUGGUAGGAGGAGCCCACCAGGACAUCUCACCCGAGAAGCACCCCAAAAAUGAGGCUCAACCAGAGAUCAGAGCCCCCAAAGGCAAUUCGGAGCCCAAAGGGGAAUCCAGCCCCAAAGACUCGUCCCUGACACAGCCCCUGGCAGUGCUGGGCAGUGGGGCUGGCACUGGCAGUGCCACUGUGCCCACUGCAGAGGUGACCCCAGUGCCCCAUGCGGGCAGAGCUACCCAGGAGCAGGACAUGUUGGGAGAGAACCCAGUGGACACCAGCACGGGGCUGGCAGAGCUGGAAGCUGAUGUCCUGGCCAAGGACCAGGGCCAGCUCGGGAAGGAGAAGCCACCUCCAGUGGGGGGCAAAGCAGGAGAAGGCACAGAGGAGCCCCCAGUGCCCCAAGCAUCCUAUGGGUUUGACCCCGAGCAGUACAACGAGAGCAUAAACCCCUUUGUGGCAGGAGGCUGCCGGCUGCAGAGCUCCCCCCCAGCAUCCCCACGCCACCUCCCCCAUCCCGGAUGCAGCCCUGGUGACCCGGGGAGAGAUCUGGACCCCGAGCCCAAAGGGCAGGUCCCAAAACCAGAGGUUGAGUGUGUGGAGGGGGGAGAGAGUAUGGAGGCCAAGAGAGCAGCACCCAGGAAGGGCAGCAGGAUCCCAGCCAGCAAGGUGACACCGAAGAGACACCGAGAGUCCCCCAAGAAACAAUCCGAGGAGGGGGAGAGGGGUCCCAUGGAGCCAUCACCUCCCCAGGGCCCCCCCGUCCCGGUUCCACACUGGGACAGCUCCGGGCUCGGCUCAGCGCUGCAGAACUCCCCAGCUCUCCCCAAGGGCUCUUACCAGUUCGACCCCAAUGACUUGGACUCCGUGGAUCCCUUUAAGCCCACCAAGACCCUCGCCAGCUCCUGCCCCACUGCUGACAACAGCCUCAACAAAACCCUGGAGUCUCAGCCCCUGGAGGUACAGGAGGAGCUGGUGAGAGGCAGAGACUCCCCGAAGAAGCCCAAGUCCCGCCUGAUAACGAGUGGCUGCAAGGUGAAGCCGUAUGAGACGCAGUCCCUGGUCCUGGAUGUUUGUGCUCAGGAUGAGGGAGCGUUGAUCUCAGAAAUCCCAGAUCUUGCGAAUCGGGAUGGACGUGCCACUGAUGAGGAGAAGUUAGCCUGCACCACCUCUGCACAGAAACCCGUGGGGCUGGAGAAGAAGGGGGAGCCAGAAGAUGACCUGGAGUACUUCGAGUGCUCCAACGUCCCCGUGCCAGGGAAGCCCGGCGUGGAUGCAGGCUUUGAAAAGGAGAUCUGCAAGCAGAUGGAAAAGGAUGAGCCUGGCACCCACCCUGGUAACCCUGGGCUGUGCUCUAUGGACAAGUCCCCCACAGCCAUCAGUGGUGUGAGCAGGAGUGAGAGUCCCCUGGAUGGCAUCUGCCUCAGUGAGUCUGAGAAGACAGCAGUGCUCACGCUCAUCAGAGAGGAGAUAAUCACAAAGGAGAUCGAAGCAAAUGAGUGGAAGAAGAAAUAUGAAGAGAGUCACCAGGAAGUGUUGGAGAUGAGGAAAAUCGUGGCUGAGUAUGAGAAGACCAUUGCCCAGAUGAUAGAGGACGAGCAGAGGACAAACAUGACAUCCCAGAAGAACCUGCAGCAGCUCACGAUGGAAAAGGAGCAGGCUCUGGCAGACCUCAACUCGGUGGAGAGGUCCCUGUCGGAUCUCUUCAGGAGAUAUGAAAACCUGAAGGGUGUCCUGGAAGGCUUUAAGAAGAACGAGGAAGCUCUGAAGAAGUGUGCUCAAGAUUAUUUAACCCGGGUCAAGCAGGAAGAGCAGCGGUAUCAGGCCCUGAAAGUCCACGCAGAGGAAAAACUGGACAAAGCCAAUGAGGAGAUCGCUCAGGUGCGCACCAAGGCGAAGGCAGAGAGCGCGGCGCUGCACGCGGGGCUGCGCAAGGAGCAGAUGAAGGUGGAGUCCCUGGAGAGAGCCCUCCAGCAGAAGAACCAGGAGAUUGAGGAGCUGACCAAGAUCUGUGACGAGCUGAUAGCGAAGCUGGGGAAGGCAGACUGAGCCCCCCCACCCCUGGUCCAACACGCUGCACUUGGCUGCUUUUCUUGUAACAUUGAGCACCUUGCCUUACCCCAGGACCCCCCAGCACCCCCAGCCCAGAAGCACACACAGCCAGCUGCCUGCUUCACUUGGCUGUGUCCCCACAGCCCCCGUGCUGAGCUGUCCCCACACUGUCCCUCUCUGUUUCCCAAGGGGCUGGGUCCCCCCUGGCCAUACUGUGUCCCUUGGGGUCAGCAGCAAGUGGCCCCCUCACCGUCUGCCUGCAUGGAUGUCACCUCUCAGCUGGGAGGUGACACCCCCAGGCUCUGUCCCCCUCGGCUGGGCUGGGUCUGGUCGUGCCCCUGCUCACUCUGUCACUGUCCUCAUGUGCUCCAUCACUCAGGUCCUGCCCCAGGAUGUGGGUGCUGCCAGGGUUGGAGCCCCUUGCAGGGGGACUGGGGACCUGGGAUGUGGGUGGGUGGGUGUGGAGGCACCAAAGGGGUCCAGGGGGGCCCCAGGGACCCCCCCCCCCAGAGGCUUCUGCAGGGGCUUUGUGGCCUCUGGCAUGGAUCCCCUGGGUGCAACAGCCCCCCCGUAGAUCAGUCGGUUUUGGGGGGGGCUGUGGUGUUGAAGGGGCUGGUGCCUGUCCCUGGUAUGUGGGUGAUCUGCAGCACGGGGUGUCCUUAUCCCUGCCUGUGCCAGCCUGGGAGGAAGGGAGCUGCAGUCUCUGCAUUCCUGCCCUUUAGAAGCAUUCAGGAGCAUCGUGCUCCCAGCUCUCUCCUCCACACCAGGCACUGUCCUGCUGAACCUCUUGAUCCCCUGGGAGCGUGGGGGGAGCCACAGAACCAGGGGUGACUUCAGUCCUCUGAAAGGAGAGCCUGGGCAGGGUGUGCAGGAGGUUCCUGCACUAGGAGAAACGUGGGAGGUGUUGGUUCUGGAGAGCUGGGAUGUGUCUGCAGCCUGGCACCUCCUGGGGCUGGUGCUGGGGGGGUUUCCACAGGCUGCUUCCCCAUUGCAGGGGGGUCAGUUCCCCACUUUGGGUGUUGCAGGAGGAAGGGAGCAAACCCUGAACCUGUGGUGGUUCUGCUGGGUGAAGGUUCUUCCCUGGGUAGUGCAGAGCAGCCAUGCACACUGCUCUCUGCUGCUGUCACAAGUACCCUCACAGCUCUGAAUAUUAAGAGAGGCAAACAAAAAGCAGCCUUUACAGGCAAAGGCAGAGCCAGACAGCAGUAAAAUACACUUUGAAAUCUGCCUGGAUGCAGCCCAAAAUCUGAGUUUCCCUGCAGGCAGCAGGGUCAGAGGUGUUCACAGCUCUGGGCAUGCCAAGAGCCACCAGAACUGCUGAGGUUGCCUCUCCAUGGCUGCAGUGGUGGAGGAUCCUUUGCUGUCACCUUAAAUGGGGACUUGUCAAGUGUCAAAUAAGGGAAAUAUUUGCUGCUUGGACUGUUUCCUACCCAGCCUAUCUAAGACUCGCAAACCUUUUUGCUGCUAUAUUUUAUAAAAGAAUGGAGCUGUUUUCCUUCUAUUUUCUAAUUCCCUGUGUGGAGCAUGCAGUGCAAACCUGCCGAGACCAGAGCCAUACACUUGAUAUAUAUUUUGUUAGUUAUAGUAUGUAUAGAGAGAGUUUAUUAAUGCAGUUAAGCAGACAAAGAUGCUGUCAGGCUGCCCCAGAUGCUGGGAGCCUGACCUGAGGCUUUGGAUUUGGUCUCUCUCGAGGUGUCCUGGCCGUGGUUGCAGUUUUGGUGUCACCCGUGGCAGUGCUGACCCCGUGCAGGGGCUGCUUGGGCAGUGUCCCUCCUGCUCUACUCCCUGUGUCACCCCUGUCCCCCAGUGCUGCUCCUUCCCACCCUGUCAGCAUGCACUUCUGGGCAAAGAAGAUUCCUAAGGAAUGAUCUAUUAACUAUAAUAUGGUUAUAGUUACAUAUCUAUAAAUAUAUAUAUAAAGGUUAUAGUUAUAUAUAAUAGAAGGUGUGUGUCUAGCUGCAGAGGGACAGGACUCUUGCUCCCCUGGCACGGGGCAGGGUGGGAGCAUCCUGGCUCCUUCCCAUGGCUUGCAGGGACAGCAGUGUCCCAGUGCCACCCCCAUGUCCCCCCAGCACAGGUCAGCCCCCCCAGAGCCCCAGCCUGGGUGUGUUUGUGGUUUCUCUUUCUUGCAGUAGAAUUUAACUCUCCCUCCCACACACUGCUGGGGUUGCUCUUCACAAGUGUGCAGCUGCCAGCAAAUCCCUGAAGUGCCCACGAGUGAUCACCCUGACUGCAAAUCACUCCCCCUGCCCCCCCCCCAGUGUGUCCCACCACCCCCCCAGAGCAGGGACUUUCUCUGCAGUGACCACUCCCCCCUUGCUUUGCACCAUGGAUGUAAGUGCCACCACCAUCGAUUUUAUAUGUACAAUAAUUUCCCUUUUAUAUGUCAGGUAAAUAUUUGUAAGAGUUCCACUCACACAAAUGAGAUUAUUAUGAUGAUGAUGAUUACUAAUAUAUUUUUUUCCAUGUUUCAUUGCUCAAAUAAAAACUGUGUUUAUCAC